Molecule: messenger RNA, 1070 nt
Organism: Aspergillus steynii IBT 23096
Lineage: Eukaryota; Fungi; Ascomycota; Eurotiomycetes; Eurotiales; Aspergillaceae
Product: cupin domain-containing protein
Exons: 1
Coding region: 444-977 (177 amino acids)
Source: RefSeq, a predicted model, not a curated record
GGAGGUUGGAAUGCCCCUCCGACUGAGAGGAACAGGCUCUUGCUCUUUCACUUCUAUCGUGGUUGAGUGACGACAGGGCAGCGUGGGUAGCAGUGGUGUGUCCGCAAGCAGCAACGCGUCGACUGUCUGCCCUCGCAAGGUGCACACUCCUUAAAGUAUUCGAAUGACUGUCAACUGUACAUGUAACAGGUGGAUUGUGGGCCCGUCAUGAUAAGCCUUGCAGGACCAUGCUCCAGGGAAAUUCCAGAGAUCGAAACCGGCUCCCCGGAUCUCUCCAACUAUGGAAGAUGUAUUGCCUGGAGUCUCCGCGUUCAUCUGAACAAUGACGUCACCGUGAGAUGCUGCGAUGCUGCGAUGCUCAAGACCGACCAGCUUCAAGCUCUCUUUCCCCCUUCCGUUCGGAUUUAACUGCGCAUUGCUCCCUUACACAGACAAGUCCCGUCAUGUCCUUCAGAUCUCAGACCGAUGUGCACGUCACGUCGCGGCAGAUCCCUCAAUGGGACUCUAUCCCUAACACUUCCAUCCAGUCUAAACCGCUCAUGAUCUACCACCAAGCCUUCAAUGCAUCAUCAAGGGACCUGGCCGCUCGUUUGGAGGAGGUUGGCGAGGUCAUGCCACAGUGGGUCUAUAGCAUGUACCGGCAAACCCACUAUCACAGCACCACCCACGAGGUUUUGGGCGUCGUUGCCGGUCGCGCCCGCCUUUGUUUUGGCGGCGAAAAGAAUCCGGAUCGAUUCGAGCCGAUCGUCGAGAAGGGGGAUUUGAUCAUUGUCCCCGCCGGCGUGGGCCACCGACUGCUCGAGGACAUUGGGAGCGGAGAGGGUUUCCAGAUGGUUGGAGCCUACCCCCCGGGGAAGGAAUGGGACAUGUGCUACGGACAGCCGGGCGAGGAAGGCAAGGCUCGUUCGAUCGAAAAGCUGGAUUGGUUUCACGGGGAUCCGUUAUAUGGACCAGAUGGCCCGGUGAUGCAUGCGUAGACUACUACGUUCUCCGGUCAUUCCACACGUGUAUUUCGACAUUCAACAUAGUUGUACAUAGUUCUCAGAUCGCAAGGCCAUAGCAUGGUAUUC